Pyricularia oryzae 70-15 is the source of this 952-nucleotide messenger RNA. Its product is annotated as eukaryotic translation initiation factor eIF-1. Gene Ontology annotation, cellular component: eukaryotic 43S preinitiation complex. Gene Ontology annotation, biological process: translational initiation. Lineage: Eukaryota; Fungi; Ascomycota; Sordariomycetes; Magnaporthales; Pyriculariaceae. Gene Ontology annotation, molecular function: translation initiation factor activity; RNA binding; ribosomal small subunit binding. Bases 285 to 632 code for a protein of 115 amino acids. The transcript is spliced from 4 exons. The record is from RefSeq and is a predicted model, not a curated record.
ACCAACCCAACCAUUUGACCCAUUUCGCCACCCUAUUUGCCAACACCGAUCUCUCCCUCACCCGCGUUUUACUACAAAACCAUCACGGCAGGUCAUCACUCGUAAAGCUAGCAAACAGUCUUUGUCUUCCAACCAAGAAGCCAACGCCUACCUAAUCUCACACACCCAACCUCAAACCCAUCACUUCUGCAUCGCCAGAGCGAGACGCAACAGCCGUCGGUCGCUAUCCCCAAACCCCUCGACACAACUCCCCACCCAAAGGACACCCCGAGAAAACAGGGUUUAUGUCCAUCGAAAAUCUCCGGACUGUUGACCCCUUCGCCGAAGCCGACGAGGACACUGGUGAUAAAACUAAUGCGCAAGCGCAGUACAUCCACAUCCGCAUUCAGCAGCGCAAUGGACGCAAAACCUUGACUACGGUGCAAGGCAUCCCAAAGAAGUUUUCCCGCAAGAAGAUCUUGUCCACUGUCAAGAAACAAUUCGCUUGCAAUGGCACCAUCGUGACCGACUCCGAGAUGGGCGAUGUCAUCCAGCUUCAGGGUGAUCAACGCAAGGCCAUGCACGAUUUCCUCAUCGACAAGAAGCAGGGGCUCGAGAUGGAUCCUAAGACCAUCAAGAUCCACGGUUUCUAGCACCGUCGUAUCGGUUGCGCCCGUCGACCUCCCCAGAUCUGUAUGCUAGGGGCUCGCACCAUAACGUUGCUUCCAAAUACAUUUUGGUAUGCAAUGGUACAUGGCCGCGUCGCCUGCUAGCUCUCGACUCUUUUUGUCGGUUGGGGAUCGACACAGCGUGCAGGAUUCAACGAGUUUUAAUGAUGAGUGCAGUGAGAUAUCAUUAGGAUGGAGUUUUGGCAUGUGGUUAUCACCUGGUCUGGAAGGAUGCCUGGUUGGUUUCAUACGUUGAUGAUUGAUCGGGCAUUCAUGCUCCGCCACCAGUAUCUCCGUCAUGCCUU